AUGGCGAGGGGGGGUUGUGCCUCCUCCUCCUUGAAGACUCCACCAAACACAGCAACCACUUCACUCACUCACCCUCAACAGCCAAGAACAACAACAACAACAACAAUAAUGAACCCAUCAACAAACCAACAGAAACAAAGAACAACAACAACAACAGCAACAACAACAACAAAUGGAAUUAAUAAUAACACUAGAAAUCAACCAGCCGAUCGGAGAACACCCAUCAGAGCAAACUCAACCCCGCCAUCAGCAGCAACUCAUCAAAACAAGAGCUCACUAUUCUCAAACAUCAUCAAAACUAAUGGCAAUCCCACCGGGCAGAGCGGAGGGAGUGGACUCCUACUCAGGCUAUUCGAAUCCGAAUUCUUCAACGUCCAUCUAGCCAUCUCAUAUCUCAAAACCUAUCACGAUUCCAUCGGAAUCACCUACUACCUUAUCAGCAGACUCAACCAAUUCCCAGCUGAGGAUGUCGAAUUCUACUGGCCUCAACUAUGUCAUCUCCUCAUCAGCCGCCCAACCCAAAGCUUCGCUCUCGAAUCCUUCAUCAUCAAAAAAUCUCAACAAUCCACCCAUCUAGCAAUGAAAACACUCUGGUAUCUCCAAGCAUCCCUAUCCGAUCUCUCCUCAAACCCCAAUACUCCCAACUUCAUCGUCUGUCAUCGAGCAUUCAAUAAAAUCCAAUCCAUCAUCUUCUCCGAUCCCCUCCUCGAACUAUCAACUCAACGCCAACAACUCGAUCCAAGAGAUACCGCAAUCGGCCUCAACCUAACACUCAACCCUUCUACCCCCAAAUCUGGACGAACUCUCUCCGAAAGCCAUCAGCUCAACAACCCACGAUCAGCUGCUUAUUGGAAACAUCUCAAGAAACGAACGCUAUCCGAAUUCAAUAAGCUGUCAGGGGGUAAGAUCACUGAGAAUGUCUUGCCUACUACCGUCGGAAUGGGUCUAGCAUUGGCCGGAAUCGCUUCACCUCAGCUCUCUCUCCAAACUGGACAUGUGCCGAUCGAACAGAGCAGGAGUUAUGGCCAGUCACUCACCAUCACUUCACGACUCAAAGGCAAAAAUCAGGAUGAUAACAACUCAGCAAGUGAUGAUGAAGAGCUCGAUCAAAACAAGCCCAAGACUCUCAAGGCUCAACAGCGACCUACCUUCAAGACUCAACCCUCAACCCGAUCUCGUCACCAAAGUAUGAGGGUAGCCCCUAACCCUCGAAAUCUAAACUAUCCAAGCUCAUCUUCUUCAUCAUCAUCAAGGCCCGAGUUGACUCAUCAAUCAUCCCAAUCAAUCGAUCACUCUCUUGCUCUCCAGUUCUCCUCUGACGCUGAAUUCCGAGCAAAGUCCAAUCUUCAAGCUUAUAACUCCGACCUAGCCUCCUCCUCAUCCUCAGCUGGUGUUUUGUCACCACAGUGGGCCCCUAGAAUCAAUCUCAAUCAACUCGAAUCUCACCUUGGAACCUCUUCACCAUCGUCUUCUAUUCUUACGGCACCCAUCCCAUCUACCGAUCACCUCUCCCGAGCUGGCUCGCCCAAUGUCCGACCUGCUUAUCACUCAGAUGCCCAACUGUUUCGAUCCCCUGGGAACAACGAGAACAACUAUGCCUUACCCACUGUGCCUCAUUAUCCAGGACAAAUCGGCACUGCAUCGAUUGGAUCGACAUCUUCUCCUCGAGUUCAUACUUCUGCUGCCAUCUCUCAAUCUGCACCCUCUCUACCCGACGCUCUCUCAAAAUUUAAACGUGACAGUCGAUUCCAUCACCCUCGAACAUCGAACAUGCAUCGGAACGGGAAACACUCCCAUCAAGGUGGUGGUACCACCAGUAGUCCGAUUCGACAUCUCUUCAGUGCGCUCUCGAUGGAUCCCAGCGAAAUCCCGGAUGGCUUACUCAACCAGGUCCUAAAAUCCCAAUCGAUGAGAUCGCAAUUGGAUCUAAUCACGAGUCUUCAAGAUAUCGCCACCCGACUGGUCGUGGUCCCCAAGAAAGCCAGACUCUCAGCUCUACGUGCCGAGCUGACCGUACUGAAUCACAGCCUUCCCAAAGGUUGUUGCUUAGGAAUGUAUUGCAACGGGGAUUUCUUUGACGAUGGUAAAAAUAAGGGCGAGGAAAAGUCGGGCAGUAUGGAGUCCGAGGUGGGUGGCGGGGGUUCGAAGCGGAAGAAAUGUCAUCAGCGAAUCGUCAGGAUCUCGCCCAAUGAGUCCGUCGUCCUUAACUCAGCCGACCGGGCCCCAUUCUUGAUCCACGUCGAAGUGCUCGAAGAUCAUCUCGACUUCGACCCCAACCGUCGCUCGAAUUAUGAGGACUUGAGGAAAGCCAUCAAGGGCUCUGCCAUUUCCGUCAACGACACCGACUCUAAAACUUUGAAUUCAAACAUCUAUUCCGUCAUCAUCAAUGACUCUUCACCUAAUUUCUCUGAAUCCAACGUCAGCACAGUCGCCCCAGCUGAUCCCAGCAGAAGUCGUAGAGGUAGUGCCGAUCAACCUAUUGCCAACAAAAUCAAGUCCUAUGGGAUGGCUAAAACCGCAAGCUCCCUUCCACCUGUUGGAGAGUCGUUCAACCAUUUGGGCCUUUCCUCCAUUAGUUCUCCCACCGAUCAUACGUCUGGCAGUAGCGCUCAUUCUAGCGACCAUGGCCUCACCAACAACAAACAUCACCCAGAUCAUCUAUCUCAGGCUUUGGUAGAUCGACGGACAGUGCUUGAGCACAGCCAAGUUGGCUCGGCAUUUUCCUCUCCACGUCAUCACAGUAGACGAGCUUCGUCCUUCGACUUCCCCGAGAUUCUCUCGAACUUUCCUGAGGAAGAGAUGGAUUUGGUCGAGCAGCUCUAUGGGAAAGAUAAUAAGCCUGGCGGCUUAGACUCUCGGAAUGAUGAUGAUGAUGAUGAGAAUGACGAGGCAGACUCUUUCCUCUACAGUCAUUCUCAUUCUGAAUCCCUCAAUCUUCCUGCUGGAUUGCAGAACAAAGCUCUUGAUGAACAGGCAUGGAAGCGAGCUGAGCCAGUCGUCAUCCGGAAUCAAACCCUCACCCACUUGCAUCCGAACUCCCUCCAUCCCGAACUCGAAGACUCGAUGACUAAAUCGAAGUCGAAUCCGCUGCCGGCGACGACGACGACGACGACGACGACGACUAGUCAGUCGACGAACGCUGCAGAGGGUAAUAGUAAAUUGAUGGAUCCCAGCGCUCUGGCCACCUUACACCAAUCACCGUCGAGCCUCAAGUCGCCCAGUCCCACUCCUUCCCGCCCGCCGAUCACCUUGGAUGAGUAUGCGGAGCGGAUGCGGAUGGCAGCGAUCAUGCUUGCUCAACUGAGUGCCUCCCAACAGCCCCCUCAGUCCUUGUCGAUGACCCCGUCGAGUGCCGCGGGAAUGGUCGUUGGUGGAGCAAUCGGGCUCGGUGCGGGCUUUGUGGGUGUGACCGUAGGCGCUGGGCUAGGCGCCGUGGUCAGUCGUCGAUUGGUCGGGAAUGGCCAGACGGUCAUGACCUCUCCGAUCGGCCGGAAGGAUCUCAACAGCAGCGGAGCUGGGUCGGGGGCGAACGUCAGUGGCCAAGGCUCGGCUGGCGUGUCAGUCAAACUGGACAUGAAUUCCGCCGAGGGUAGGGUCGAUCAUCGAGCUGACCUCCUUCCCUCUCGGACCGGAAGCUCAGGCCCCAAUGCGGUACCCAGGCAGAAGUUCUUGAGCCCGCAACAGAGCCAGGCUAUCAAGGAUAAGAUCAUGUCUGAGAUGAUGCUCUUGGAAGAAGAACGGAUGCAACGGAUGAAGCUGGACAUCAUUGCGGGCAACCCCAAGGAUUCUGAGCUCUCAGGAGAGGAGAAGAGCUCGAGCAGUGGUAGUAGGGGGAGCCAGAAGAAUUCGAAUGUGGCGGACGAAUCGGUGGUGAUGAAGGCAGUGAACGAGGAAGAUCCGUCGGGGAAGAUGCUAUCGGAGUCGUGGGCCUCGAAGCGGGCACGGAUCCGACAGUCGUCGCCCUACGGCCACCUUUCCAAUUGGAACCUCUUCUCGGUGAUCGUCAAGACCGGCACGGACCUCCGUCAGGAACAGAUCAUCGUCCAGCUCAUCAACGAGUUUGGCAGGAUCUGGAGCGAGGAAGCCUGCGACGUUUGGGUCCGCUACUAUCGCAUCCUCGUCACCGGCGAAAGCACCGGCCUCAUGGAAACUAUCGUCGACGCUGUCUCCAUCCAUUCGCUCAAGAAAUCCGCAUACUCUAAAAUCGCCCUUCAUCGUGCUAAUAACCCUCCCAACCAUACCGUCCCAGGCACCGCCAGUAGUACUACUGCUGCUGCUGCUGGAGGGUCAUCCACUGCUUCAUCGGCUCCUGCCGCUACGGGCGGAUUGCCAAAUUAUUCGAUCUUUGACCAUUAUGUUGAUACGUAUGGGCCACCGACGGGAGAGAAGUACAAACAAGCGCAAAAGAACUUUAUGAAGUCCUUAGUGUCCUACUCGAUCAUCUCCUACAUCCUGCAACUGAAAGACCGACACAACGGGAACAUCCUGAUCGACAAGGAGGGACAUAUCAUCCACAUCGACUUUGGCUUUGUCCUCAACAACUCGCCCGGCUCGAUCGGCUUCGAGAUGGCCCCCUUCAAACUCUCGCAGGAUUACAUCGAGGUCCUCAAUCCGCCCUCCCAUUUCACCUCCGCUAAAGACGGCAAACGCCAUCCUUCUUGGGAGCUCAACUCCGCCUCCUCGGCUAAUGCCUCUCGAUCCGAUCAGCUCAAUCCCAACGAUCUUGAUUCCUUUCAUGAAUUCGUAGAGCUCUUUAAGGUCUCCUUUAAAAAGAUUCGUAAACAUGCCGAACGGAUCAUCACGAUCGUCGAAUUAAUGCAAGUCGAAUCUAAAUUACCAUGUUUCGGCGGGAAUGGGGACUUGGUGAUCAAGAACCUACGCGACCGGUUCCAAUUGAACUUGACCUCCGAAACCAAGCUGGACGAGUUUAUCGAAAACAAGCUGAUCCUUGCGUCCAUCAACUCCGUGUUCACUAGACUUUAUGACUCGUUUCAAUACUUCAGUCAGGGGGUCUUGUAAUUCCUUCUUCUUCUUCCCCUUCCCUUUCUGUGCUUUCUCUCUUAUCCUGGUUGUCUUUGUUUAUCAUUAUCUUUAUUUUUUGUGGGUAGAUUUUUUUUUUCCGUUUGGUUUCCUUGGUUUGAAUUCAUACUUCCAUAUAUAUACUUAUCCAAAAACACAUCUUUUUCUUUCUCUCUCUGUGUCUGGUUCACCGGUCAAUCACCAUCAUCAUCGUUAUCGUUAUCUUCAUCUCUUUGUCUCUCUUUCACGGGCAGAUCCAUUCCACCUUAUAAUCCAAUGAUUUCUCAAAUAUUUUACGUAUGUGCAUAUACAUAAGUCAUGUAAGUUUAUAACUUCUCUCUCUCUAGUCUCCUCUUUUUUUUUGAAAAAACCAAAAAUGAAGUCCAAGCAUUCUCCAGUUAAGGAACACCCCCAACCCCUCC
This is a messenger RNA of Puccinia graminis f. sp. tritici CRL 75-36-700-3, 5441 nucleotides long. Its product is annotated as atypical/PI4K protein kinase. Gene Ontology annotation, molecular function: 1-phosphatidylinositol 4-kinase activity. Gene Ontology annotation, cellular component: membrane; cytoplasm. The record is from RefSeq and is a predicted model, not a curated record. The transcript has 7 exons. Lineage: Eukaryota; Fungi; Basidiomycota; Pucciniomycetes; Pucciniales; Pucciniaceae. Bases 1 to 5019 code for a protein of 1672 amino acids. Gene Ontology annotation, biological process: phosphatidylinositol-mediated signaling; phosphatidylinositol phosphate biosynthetic process.